Molecule: messenger RNA, 3227 nt
Organism: Galleria mellonella (greater wax moth)
Lineage: Eukaryota; Metazoa; Arthropoda; Insecta; Lepidoptera; Pyralidae
Product: toll-like receptor 13
Exons: 8
Coding region: 199-2466 (755 amino acids)
Biological process (GO): toll-like receptor signaling pathway; inflammatory response; immune response
Cellular component (GO): membrane
Molecular function (GO): transmembrane signaling receptor activity; protein binding
Source: RefSeq, a predicted model, not a curated record
AUUCGAUAAUUUACAACCAAUAUGUUCCAACGGCUGCGGACGCGUUAAAAAAAAAGUUAUAAAUAUUUUACUAUGGUUGUUACUAUUUCAUCUUUAUGCCAUAAGUAAGAGUGAGAUAAAGUGAUAGUGCAUUGUGUGACCGUUGUGAAUUGCAUUUAUGAUGACGGAUUACAUGUAUAGCUUACGCUCAACAGCGCCAUGAUUUUAAAAAUAUUGGUAUUCUGCUGUAUUCUACCAGCCAUAGCGUUGCCAAAAGAUCCAACAGUAUGUCUUACUGGCUACAUGACCGAUGUACAGAAAUGGGUAGACGAGUUUGGAACUCUGACGGUAGAGCCUAACGAGUUGGACCGUUCAAUCGACCUGUCUACUAAUACCAAUGUGGUGACGAUGCUGCAGAAGAACCUGCAGUCGCCGUACAGGUCUAACGCCGACAUACGGUACCUCAGCCUGGCUAGGUGCAACCUUGAAAGAGUUCCACCAGUAUUUGAUCAACGGGACACAAACGGGCGUCCAUUGCGUCAGACAGUGGAGUAUUUGACUCUGUACGGAAAUAAUUUCAAGGAUAUCAGUGCACCUGGAGUCCAGUACGACAUCAUGCUCAAUGCGACUGAUGUAGUGGAGACACAUUUAGAGUACGCGAAAUUUGGGGAAAAAUCAAUAUGGUCCACUGGAUUUCAAUACACAACAUUUGCAGUUUUACGUGAAUUUGACCUUCGUGCGUGUUCAAUUGAAUUUAUUAAUGGUUUAAUUUUUAAAGGAAUGCCAAAUUUAGAGGCUUUAUAUUUGGGUGAGAAUAACAUUAAAUAUAUCCACGGCAAAGCAUUUGUUGGUCUGAAUAACUUAAUUCAUUUAGACCUUAGUAGAAACAAAGCUUACGAUAAAAAUGGUGGUUUAACAUCUGUUACAAUGGAAUCAGCAGAUUUAUUUGAAAGAAUGUCAAAAUUAAGAUCUCUCGACCUGUCUUUUACGGAGAUGGGUAGAAAUGUACGUGUGUUGAGUGGAUUAGGAAAAGAGUUCCAGAGACUCUCAUUAUGUGGAAGCAAAGUUAGAAGUGUUCCCGAAAAAGCCUUAAGUGGGACCUCAAUGAAAUAUUUGGAUAUAUCAGGAAAUUAUGGAAUAUUAGAAAAUUCAAAUAUUUUAGCGGGGUUGGAAGACACUCUAGAAAUUUUAUACGCAAACGAAGUAGGAUUUGAACAUUUUCAUUAUUUAUACAAAUUUAGUAAACUUGAAGUUUUAAAAUUGACGAACAAUGAAGUUAUGUUAAUCACAAAAAGGGUCGUUGCUUCACUGACCAGUUUGAAGGUCCUGGAUUUAGAGAGAAAUAGAUUUGGCUCUUGGAUUCCACCAAUCUUUUCCACAAUGCCAAAUUUGCGUUUUUUAUCUUUGAAAGACAACAACCUAAACUUAAUCUCAGCGGAAAUCAUAGACGAUAUUGCUAAUAUAUCCUACGUAUCAUUGUCUGGAAACAAUGUAGUCUGUAACUGUCAUUCGAGAGAAUUUAUAGAUUUGGCUGCAAGAAAUGAUAAUGAACAAAAACAAACAUUAAUAGAUUUAUCGAUACAUACUGAUAAUAACACUCUAAAAGCUAUUGAUUAUCAUAUAGCGGAGAGUGAAUUUAAUAGUAUGAUAGAAUUAAGAGCCAAUAUAUCAACAAUAUGUGAUACGGAGAAGUGUAAAAAGUAUUAUGUCGAUAGAGAUCAUAGAUUUUUAAUUAUAGAUUAUGAUAUACAUUCAUAUGUUUGUUUUCAUGAAUAUAAGAAUAGAUUUAUGUCAUUUAUCAAUGUAAAAACAUGUAAGGAUUGGCAGCGUAGUUUGGAAAAAGUAAGAAAUCUUGACACUAGCACCAAUUUGGUUCUGUUAUUGACUUUACCAACAACAUUACUACUAUUGUUAUUAAUUAUAUUUAUAUAUAGAAGAAAAUUUGGUUAUUUCUUUGUGACGAUGAGGAAUUCGGCCACGUUGAGUUUGAUAUCGAGAACUGACAUUAAUGAAGAGGGCAAGAUAUAUAAUUAUGACGUCUUCGUAUCGUACUGCAACGGUGACAGAAACUGGAUGUUGGAUCAUCUGCUGCCUCACUUGGAAACUGAGUGUAGUGUUAGUGUUUGCUUGCACGAGAGAGACUUCCAGGUGGGUCUCUCGAUUCUAGAGAACAUAGUGUCGUGUAUGGACCGCUCUAGAACAAUCAUGUUGGUGAUUUCUAAGCAGUUUCUGCGCAGCCAAUGGUGUCAAUUUGAAAUGCACUUGGCGCAGCACAGACUUUUAGAGACACGCCGUGAAGAUCUGAUCUUAGUAUUACUAGAAGAGAUUCCAAGGAGUCUCCGGCCGACUACACUGCACUAUUUGAUGUUGACGAAGACAUACAUCGUGUGGCCCAAAGUAUCAUCAGAACAGACUGUAUUUUGGAAGAGAUUAAAAAAGAGCUUGGUGGUACAGCAGCGUAAAUACAAGAAUACUACAUUAGCCUGAAUAUAAGGACGUUGUUUGCUGAUCCACCAGUAGAAUUUAUCAUUAUUAAUCACUGAUGUCUCUCCCAUUGUAGGGGGGAAGGUAAUUUGGUCUUAAAAUUUGUGGUCAAAUUCCUUGUCUUUGAAGACAGCAGUAGAUUUAUUCACUGAACAUCAUGGAUUUCAUUGCAUAUCGUGGAUUAUGCUUUGCUACCGGCUAUACCAUAUCAUACCAGCCACUACAUGUCCACUGCUAGACAAAGGCCUGCUUUUGUAUGGGGGGAGGGGGUUAGCCAGUAGUUGCCAUGUUUGGCAGGCGGAUUAGCAACUGCAGUUAGGCCUUGGAGAUGUUUUAAGAGGCAUGCUGUUGUCCAUACCUUAAGCAUUAUGUUUCAUUACGACACACACGGGAAAAGAAGAGGGGGAAGCCUACUCUAAGCCGAGACUACAGCUAUACAGCAGGUGAAAAUGUAUUAUGAUGUAAAAUUGCAUCAAUUGACUGUAUAAGCCGAGCCUCUCUAAAUAUGCAAACUUGAGUUCACAUCUUAAUUUGGAUUUCAAAUCACUCAAUUUUAAAUUAGUACUUGACGUAUGUGAAAAUAUAAAUUAAAAUUUAAAGACAACCAACGAUUUGCGAUUCGAAUUCAAGACUGCAGAGUUCUUACCAAAGAAUACGAGAACUAAAGACACAUGUUAAUGUAAAGUGAUUAAAGAAUUGCUGGUUCAAUUCUAAGCCAAUACAUACUAUUCGAUAUAUUUAAUAUAUAUGGUAUUGAAAGAUUA